UUUCUGGACGUCUGGCCUUUAUUUUGAAAUAUACCCCAUCCACUUGCUGUUAGUCGAAACAAUAAUAUAGCUUCACAUUAUUAGGACAUUAACCAUUGGAAUGGAGACUCGCUUCACGAGAGGCAAGUCCGCGAUUCUCGAGCGGCCGCUCACGCGUCCCAAGACGGAGGUCGGUGUGGGCGCGUUCGCCCUCCUCUUCUCCGAGAUGGUGCAGUACUGCCAGAGCCGCGUGUACUCCGUGUCCGAGCUGCAGGGCCGCUUGGCCGACAUGGGCCACGGCGUCGGCGCUAGCCUCCUGGACGUUCUCGUCAUGAGGGAGAAGAACGGCAAACGAGAAACCAAAGUGCUGAACAUUCUCCUGUUUGUCAAGGUAAAUGUAUGGAAAGCUUUGUUUGGCAAGGAAGCAGAUAAACUGGAGCAAGCCAACGAUGAUGAUAAGACCUACUACAUCAUAGAGAAGGAGCCCCUGAUUAAUGCAUACAUAUCUGUACCUAAGGAGAACAGCACUCUGAACUGUGCAGCCUUUACUGGAGGCAUCGUGGAGGCCAUUUUAACUCAUAGUGGCUUCCCAGCCAAAGUCACUGUGCACUGGCAUAAAGGAACUACACUCAUGAUCAAGUUUGAUGAAGCAGUUAUUGCACGCGAUAAGGCUCUGGAUGGUAGAUAAGUCCACUCAGGAGAUUGUCCUUCUCCCUAACUCACUACAAAAAAUUCCAGUAAACUUUCUGUUUGAGAGGAACAACUCCAGCCAUGUCUGGGAGGAGGUGAAGGAAUUAUAUUGUUUAUAGGGUAUUGAAUUAUGCGGUUUAUAGGGUAGGGUGGGAUUGGGGGGGGAUGGAGCAUUUCAAUCAGUUCCUUUAUGUAGUAAAUGUUUUAAAGAUUGUUCACUUAACAAAAAUGUCACUUGACAACACAAGGGACAUCAUUGAAUAAAUGGUUGCAAAUCUGCAGCACUUGUUGGCAAAGGUUCCGUUUAUUUAGAGUAGAAGUGGACAGUAUCAAAAAUUUAUUAAUGAUAACUGCUUAAAGAGUCAGAUAUUUUCCAAUUUAAAAAAUGUUAAACUUU
Molecule: messenger RNA, 1066 nt
Organism: Electrophorus electricus (electric eel)
Lineage: Eukaryota; Metazoa; Chordata; Actinopteri; Gymnotiformes; Gymnotidae
Gene: trappc5
Product: trafficking protein particle complex subunit 5
Biological process (GO): endoplasmic reticulum to Golgi vesicle-mediated transport
Cellular component (GO): TRAPPII protein complex; TRAPPIII protein complex; TRAPPI protein complex
Source: RefSeq, a predicted model, not a curated record